GCUGCAUUUCAGAAGUUGGGAGAAACUAUGAAGUCCGUUUUAUCUUCUCUCUCCAGCGGUUGCCCAUUCCCACGUGAUCUUAUGCGGAUCCCACCUCUCUUAACCAGUCUCUGGCGGCAUAAACUAAGCUGAACUCAUGCACCGUUGUGAAAACGAACUACUGUAGUAGCCAUUGUAUUAUUCUGAGCCAGGACCUAAUGAGAGGCAGAAUCCUUGCUUGCUUAUUAUAGUACACCUAUUGCCUUUUGUGCCACCUGAUGCCUCUUGGGAAGGUCCAAACUAUCCCCACAGCGACCAUCCUGGGGUCAGGCGGAGGAAAAGUGACCGCGACUGACCCAAAACUAUCCCGAUAAUGGUUGCUUUCAAUAGCCCGACAUUGGGCAUCAUGUCCUCAAACUCCCCCCUCCCCCAUUUACUUAUUCUACUCUAGAAGGAAGGAGCUCUACCUAAUUGGUCGAACGGGCCCGCCUCGUGCCCAAUCAGAUUGUUGUGUCUGGAAAGGCAACUAUCGCAUCCGCCAGUGAUAUUGCCGACAGCCACGGCUACUUGUCUUUAAAAAAAAACAAAAACCGCAACCUGUGGGGAAAAAAAAAUAAAAGCCUUUCGCCACGCCCCCUUCCCCCUUCCUCGCGAGCUAGCUGGUUCCCCCAUUUCUCCUCCCUCCCCCUCCCCGACGUUUCGUAAAUCUUCACCCAAUAAUGCGUUCAGACGAAAGAGGGAAGGGGUUAAGGGGGCUGCCUCGCUCUCCCCCCGCCCGCUUCCUCUCGCUCGCCUGCCUCCUCCUCCCUCUCCCCCUCCUCCUCUUCUUCUUCUUCCAGCUUCAUCAUGUAGGCACCCGGACCCCCUUCUAUCCUUUUCUCAUGGAGCUGGUUCCUUGACGUCAGAUCUAUGAAUAUUGCACGAAAAAGCCGGCUUGCGAGGGCUACCACAGCGGCUCGAUGUAAGCCCGGGAUCUAUCCCGGCGUGGACCGUGGCGUUGGCGGCGGCGGUGGCGGGCAGGAGGAAGCGCUGAUCGCCGCCGCUUUGGAGAAGGAGGAGACCCGGCGGCUGGUGGCCGAGAGAGGAGGCCGGCCGUACAGUGCCGGCGGCGGCGGCGGCGGCAGCGAGCAAGGAGGCUUGUUGCUGCUGCUGCCGCCGAGAGAGGAAGAAGUGCUGGGCUGCGCGCUCCUUCCCAGGCGAGAGGUGGCCCCGGGGGAAUGUGACAUCACCGCGCGGGUCUGGGGCAGCCGAGCAGGCAGGCUCCCCGGCAGCGCCCCGGCCGCCCUGGCUAACGCGCUGCCGCCCCCCGCGCCAGCCCCGGCUCCCCACCUCGGCCCCGUGAUCAGCAUGUCUGCCAAGGAGAGGCCCAAAAGCAAAGUCGCGACCAAGGAAAGCGUCACCCUGUUGCCUUGCUUUUAUUUCGUAGAGCUGCCCAUACUGGCCUCUUCUGUUGUCAGUCUCUAUUUUCUUGAACUCACGGAUGUCUUCAAGCCGGUGCAUGCCGGAUUCAGCUGUUACGAUAGAAGUCUGAGUAUGCCAUACAUUGAACCUUCCCAGGAGGCCGUUCCUAUCUUGAUGUUGCUCAGUUUGGCUUUUGCUGCUCCUGCCAUUAUGAUUAUGGUAGGCGAGAGCAUUCUCUACUGCUGCCUUUCCAAACGCCGGAAUGGAAUUGGAGCCGAGGCCAAUAUCAACGCAGGUGGCUGCAAUUUCAACUCUUUUCUUAGGAGAGCUGUCCGAUUUGUUGGUGUCCAUAUCUUUGGCCUUUGUGCUACCGCACUCAUCACUGAUAUUAUACAGCUGUCAACUGGCUAUCAAACACCGUAUUUCCUGACUGUAUGCAAACCUAAUUAUACUUCCCUCAAUGUAUCGUGCUCAGAAAAUUCUUACAUUGUGGAGGAUAUUUGCUCAGGAUCUGAUCCCAUUAUCAUCAAUGAUGGCAGAAAGUCAUUUCCUUCACAACACGCCACCCUGGCAGCAUUUGCAGCUGUGUAUGUUUCGAUGUACUUCAAUUCUACGCUAACUGACUCCUCAAAACUUCUGAAACCACUUCUAGUCUUUGCUUUUAUCAUCUGCGGAAUCAUAUGUGGCCUGACACGCAUCACCCAGUACAAAAACCAUCCAGUGGAUGUUUAUUGUGGCUUUUUAAUUGGGGGCGGAAUUGCCCUCUACUUGGGUCUGUAUGCUGUGGGGAACUUUCUGCCAAGUGAAGACAACAUGUUCAGUCAUAACAUACAUAGAGAGCCAUUGAGACCUUUGCCUGACCUAAGCCAAGAUCCCAAUCGAAUUUUACCAGGGAAAAGUGGUAGUGGUAACGAUGUGAUCGCUACUCACCAUGUGGAGAACAUGUUGAACAGGAACCACAGAGACACUGGCUCCUUGACAAACCUUAAGAGAGCAAAUGCUGAUGUCGAGAUUAUAAUGCCACGAAGUCCGAUGGGAAAGGAAAACAUGGUCACAUUCAGCAACACCUUGCCAAGAGUCAACACACCUGCUGUAGAGGAGUCAGCUCGACGGAACGCAACCAUACAUGCGUCUAUGGAUUCCGCCCGCUCGAAGCAACUUCUCUCUCAGUGGAAGAACAAGAACGAAAGUCGGAAGCUGUCCCUGCAGGUCAUUGAAACCGAUUCCGGACAGUCGCCGCCUAGAGCCAUUGAAAUGAGGUCAAGCUCUGAGCCAUCUAGGGUGGGUAUGAAUGGAGAUCCCCAUGGUCCAAGCAAUCAGUACCUAAAAAUUCAACCGGGUAGCAUGCCAGGCUGUAACAGCGCUGGCCUAUCUGGGGUACCCAGAGUCUCUAUUCAGUCACGUCCAGGAUCUUCCCAGCUUGUGCACAUCCCUGAAGAGACUCAAGAAAAUGUGAAUGCAUCUCCCAAAACAAGUUCCGCUCGAGCAAAGUGGUUAAAAGCUGCCGAGAAGACAGUUGGAUGCAGAAGCAACAGCCAGCCGAGGAUCAUGCAGGUAAUAGCCAUGUCAAAGCAACAAGGAGUUCUUCAAGGCAGCCCAAAGAGCUCUGAUGGCGGUACAGUCACCUGUACAGGAGCAAUCCGCUACAAAACCUUAACCGAUCACGAGCCAAGCAGUAUUGUAAGAGUAGAGGCCCAUCCUGAGAAUAGCCGCCCCAUCAUUCAAAUGCCAUCCGAAGGAGAAGGCAGUGGGUCCUGGAAAUGGAAAGCCCCGGAGAAAGGAAGCCUCCGCCAAACGUACGAGCUCAAUGAUCUCAACAGAGACUCUGAGAGCUGUGAAUCUUUGAAAGACAGUUACUGUUCUGGGGACCGGAAAAGAAGCAAUAUCGAGGGCGGUGACCAUCAUCAUCAUGGGAUCACCACAAUAAGAGUGACCCCUGUAGAAGGCAGUGAGAUUGGUUCAGAGACCCUGUCCAUUUCUUCUAGCCGUGACUCAACACUUCGGAGAAAAGGGAAUAUCAUUUUAAUUCCCGAAAGAGGCAGCAGCCCAGAGAACACCAGGAAUAUCUUCUACAAAGGAACGUCUCCAACGAGAGCUUACAAAGAAUGAGGGCUGGCGCUUCAGCCAAAACAAACACCACCACAAUCAAUACAGUUCGGGUGCAAGCGUUGUACUCUCUUUAUUUUUAGAGCUGAUGCCGAAAUAUUCUUGAUGUGCCAACUAUUGACCAUCAGCCUGACUGUUUAUGGAUGUUGCUGAUGUGUAGUGAUUGUGCAUGAAUUUGUGAAUUUCAUGUCGCGGGGGGAAAAAGCACAAUGCAAGAACCUAAUGAAGGGGAGCAAGCUUUUGUUUUCAGAAUCAAAAUGUUUUUCCAGCGGGAUCUAUGUCAGCAAAAAGAGCGGUCUUAAAAACGAGACCACUUAUUUCCUGAAUGUGCCAACUUUUCAACUUAUCUCUAUUUCAUGGUCAAAGGGAAGCAAUUUUUUAAAAAAAUAAGCAAAAGCUGUACCAGAGUUGUACUUCAUCUUUGCGGGUUUUGCACCAAAACUUAAUACCAAAUGGUGCUGAUUCUAACUUUACAUUUUUAGAAAACUUCUACUCCUGUGCAGCUCUCUAAACACAAUACAUUUUGACGUGCGAGUUCUUUCCGAGUAUUCUAGCUGAAAACACAUGCUAACUGCAUUCAUUUAGAAUAGAAAAGUAUCAAGAAUCAAUACAGCUUUGCUAUAGUGCAAUUUUCAUCUCAGAUGAUUGCAAAAAUUUUGUGUAGUUCUUUGAGAGAUUUUUCUGGAGCCAAAAAGAGAACAGAAACAAAAGAUGAUAUCCCAUGAAAGUUGAAUGAUUUCCCCCCCCCCCCAAGUUAGUUUAUUUUUUUGCUUUUCUCCAAACUUUAUUCAGUUAUAGGUGCUAUAGAGAUAGAUGUUGCUUUUUAAUGAGAUAGCUUGGGAUUAAUUUAAAUAUUGUGCUUUUUUUAAAAAAAAGAUAGGGAUCUCUUAUAGCACUAAUUCAAAUUCUUCAUUUUGAACAGGUUCUCAAUUUGCCUCAUUGCUUACAUUUUUUUUUCCAGGUCAUCGUUGAUUAGCUAGCAUUUCACCCCGAUCACUACCACUGUGUUGUAACAGUGCAAAUAAAUCUUACAAGUCAAAUUGCCUAAUCGAUUAGCAGGUGUGGCCUUAAACAUAGGAACAUCACAGACAAGACAAAGGACCCCUGUUAUUCUUUUCCCAAAAAGUGGUUUGUGCUUUUGCUUCCAGAAGUGACCUGAAUUUAAUGAAGGAACAUGAUUGGAAGUCCCAAGCAAUCAUAAGAGGCUUAUCUUAAUCUCCCAUGGCUGGUAAAAUAGUCAGUGGAAAUGAGAACUGAAAUUAAGUUAGCUGAAUCCUCUCCCGCAUGACAGUUUGCUAUCUUAAGUACUUAAAACCAGAUUACAUUAGAUCACCUAUCCCCUUCUCUUCUGCAUCAGUGUUGAACCUCUGCCUCCCUCUGAAUUCCUAAUAUAUUAAAUAGGAUUUGACAGUUUUGAUGUCAAUGAAAGCAAUGGUUGAGGUAUUUUGUAGCUGGCUAUCUGGUGGCCUCUGACAAUAUGAGAUACUGGAUAAUUCUCCUAUCCCAUGGAUGGGCUGGUCUUUUCAUUUGAGGACAAUCACAGAUAAAACCAAUACUCACACUCACACAGAGAAGUGAUUCUCUUACUCAUUUGAAAUAUAAAAUGACCCUUCAACUACUUGUAGCAUGUUCAUCCAUCAGUGAUUAUUUUUUGAUUUAAAAAGAAUGCCAUGCCCAGUAACAAUCAUCAAACAAGCAUAAAAGUGCUGCAUUGUAGUACCACCACUCGUAUUCAGUUAACAUCAUUUUCAGUUAGAAUAUAAUUAUUUUCCCCCCUACCAUGAGCACAUCUUGAGUCCUACCCAACUAAGGAGAAAACUGGUCGAAUGAAAUGGGUUAUCAAUAAUAAUAAUAAUAAUAAUAAGGAUUUCCUAGUAUAAUAAAUUAUGGACAAAUUGAUUUAUUUUGGGUUCAUGUCAGGUCCUGUGUUCAGGUUUUCACCUCAUAAGCCAUGUCUCUAUAAAUUCUUUUAUCCUAUGUGAACAUUUCAAAUGAAAUAGGUUCUUAGAAAACACAUUUCUUAUUUUCGCAUAAAACAGGCAUUUUAAACCUGUUUUUUUUUUAAAGCUAAUAAAACUGCCAGCACAUUUCACAGGAAAUGUGAAACCCAACUAAUAAUGCAAUGGUUGAUCUGUACAUUAAUCCAGGGGAUGAACUAUGUAGUUAGUUCACAUCAGAACACUCAGCCAAGGAAGAAAAUUGAGAGGUAUCUGGCAUCUAGCAUUUGGACGAUUCAGUCCAAAUCCUUAUGUUCUAGAAAUCUAAAUGGGCCAACAUCAACUAUAGUUGCUUGAUUAUGUUUCCCUUGCUCCCUCCAAAGAGCUUUGAUUGACAAUCUAUCCUCAUUUCUAUUCUACAGGAAAGAAUUGGAAUCCAAUCUAUCUAUUGGAAACCUGUUAAUUUUUCUUGUUAACAUCAAAAAAAAGUACAUAAUACAAGAAGAAUUUGGUCAUCAUCAUGCAAUAAAGCUAUCUUGUCUAUUAAAACAGUGCUUAAAAACACUUCAGAAGCAAAGUGCAAAUAUUGUACUUCCCACUACUUUUUAAAAAUGAUGGUAGAGGGAGCAAACUACUCGUUAUAUUCUAUUUAUUGAAUUCAUAUCCCCUUUUCUAACAGGAGCAUAAGACAGCAAAUCCUCUUGCAUUCCCCCCUCCCACAUCCCUGUAAGCUCAGAGAAUCAACAACAAUGCAGUUGUUCCCACCAGUUAAUAGCGGCUCUCCCCAUCUAAAGGCAAUUGUCUUUACCAGCUCACAUACCUGAGAUUCUUUCAACUAGCAUGACUAUGCUGAAGCUUAGCCUGCAGUCCUGCAAAAGACAUGGUCUUCCCCAGUGGUGGGAUUCAGCCAGUUCGCACCACUUCAGCAGAACCGGUAGCUAAUUUUUUGUUGCUCAGGCCCAGAAUGGACUUCCAGAAGUGGCAUCCACACAGAGUACCGGUUGUUCACAUAUUUGAAUCCCACUACUGGUCUUCCGCAAGAAAAGUGUUCUUUUUUAGAUAAUCAUUCUGAAAUCUAAUGUGAGUUACGCAGCAAGCAGUUAUUUCUUGCAUAGCCCGUAAUAGCACUGAGGAGUUAACAUCUCUCAUUGGAUUAGAUGGAAAGGGAGGCAUUAUUAAUGAUACCACUCAGAACAAAUGAGAAUUAUGUCUUGAGAUACGCAUCUCAAAACAUACCUAUGUUUCCAUUUCUUCCAGUCCCAAACUGGUCAUCGCACACCCUUAAUUCCAAUCCAGCUCAGGAAUAAACCAUGCAAUCCUGAUUGUUGGAUGCAGGCAUCCAGCCAAUAUAUUUUUAUGUCCAACACUCUUGUACCAACAGCUCCUUGCAUUAUGUUGAACAUUUGAUAAGGGCCCCCCCUAGUGAAGCAUCCAUGCUUUUUCAUAGGAGGCUCACAUCUAGUCUUUAACUAGAAUAUCAUGCCAUGGGCUGCACUGAAAAAGCAGGUAGGACCAAAUAUACUAAAUUUGAUUUAAAUGUUAGUAUAAUUGAAACUUAAUAUACUAUACGUGAUUAGUUCCCAUGUGUUAUAGAACUUCUCUCACAUUGAAAGUUGUAAUUUGGUGGCUAGUUUGAAGAAGCCCUGGAGCUACUUGCUGGGGCUCUGAGGCUACAUUUUUGCCCUAGCUGGAUUGGAGGAUUGACUGUCUAUUUGCAGAAUUUAAUGUUAAAAAUAGUACUGAACUUUUUCCCCAAAGGAAAGGCUACUCAGAUUCUUGACCAAGAUUAAGUCUUCUUAACUCUGAUCAAUUCUGACUCGCAGGCAGAGAGGAUUACAGUUCAGUUUAUUAAGCUGGAAAGCCUUUGAAAGACUUAACAGUACAUAGCACACAGUCACUGCUAGGCUAAAAACAUGUCCUAUGUAUCACUCUCAGUUGUACUGAGCUCAUCAGGACUUGUGUUUCAGUGAAUAAAUACAGGAUUGUGAUCUGAACAACUGCAAUAAUACAAGCACUCCGAAUAGCCAUUCUAGAUAACAUCUCAUUUUUUUUCUGUGGCAUGUUUAUGUUUUUGGAGGGACUGGUUGCUUUUCUUUAAUUAUCCUUCUUGCUUUGCUUUAGUUAGCUAACCAGAUAUAAAUAAUUGUGCGUUGUUACGUGGACUCUAAACUUCGCUGCACUCUUUCAAUGGCAGUGAUACUUUUCCUAUCUAAACUUUUCCUACUUACCAGCCAACAACUUUAAAAGCACUUGCAAAAUCAUUGAAAUUACAUUCUUUACUUAAAAUACUGAAAAUACUUUUUUACACAGAAGUGCCAAAGGCUACUCUUUUUAAUAACGGCUUCUCAGUAAUUACAUUAAAGAACAAAGAGUGUAAUAAUAAUAUAAUUGAGAUUCUAACUUCUGUUUGUAUAUCAUCUGUGAAGCCUUUUGUAAAACAAAUCUCUGUUUACAUUCCACUGGUACCUUAAUUUCAAACAAUUCAAAUUGACAGGUGGCAUCUUCAAGUUUUUUUGUUUUUACUUGCUUGAAAGGGGCACCAAUUUCUUUGUUUAGGCUGUGCUUUACUAAGAAAAAAAAUUGGGUAAAAUACAGAAUAUGUUUUUAAAUGAGAAUUCUAUAUAAAGUAUUGUGUUCUAAUAAAAUGUUAUGCACUGUUUUAAAAAAACAAAAAAACAAACUUUGUAAAUUGCUAUAAAUGUAUUUUGUUAAAUAAGUACAAAAUUCAAUGCUACUGUGUGAGUUUAUUGUGCUAAUAUCAUUAAAAUGAAUAUUAAUUCC
Molecule: messenger RNA, 8204 nt
Organism: Crotalus tigris (Tiger rattlesnake)
Lineage: Eukaryota; Metazoa; Chordata; Lepidosauria; Squamata; Viperidae
Gene: PLPPR4
Product: phospholipid phosphatase related 4
Exons: 7
Coding region: 889-3489 (866 amino acids)
Biological process (GO): phospholipid metabolic process; signal transduction; phospholipid dephosphorylation
Molecular function (GO): phosphatidate phosphatase activity
Source: RefSeq, a predicted model, not a curated record